Molecule: messenger RNA, 366 nt
Organism: Naegleria fowleri
Lineage: Eukaryota; Heterolobosea; Eutetramitea; Acrasida; Naegleriidae
Exons: 1
Coding region: 1-366 (121 amino acids)
Source: RefSeq, a predicted model, not a curated record
AUGACAAAUGCCAUUCUUGAAAAAGUUUCAAAAUUGGCUCUUCGUGAACGAUUUGUCAUGACAGAGAACAACAAUAUCAUUUCAUCGGUUGAGGCAAGUACCCAUGAUUUGGUAUUGUAUCCCAAGUAUUGUGGAAGCUCUCGUUUUCAAAGCAAGGAGGCUCUUGAAUUUGUAAAUAAGGGAAAGAAGAUUAUCUUCUUGUUGUAUCGUUAUGGCAAUAAGAAUGAUUCGUUGCAAUUGGGAUCCGAAUUCUCAAAUUGUGCCAAGUUUGAAUUCUUUACGAGCAGUCUUGAUAAAAUACAGCUUGUGGAAAAUGAUAAAACCGAAGGAGAAUAUUUUUGGUUGUGUGUGAAAUCAGACAAGUGA